Molecule: messenger RNA, 685 nt
Organism: Macrobrachium nipponense
Lineage: Eukaryota; Metazoa; Arthropoda; Malacostraca; Decapoda; Palaemonidae
Exons: 3
Coding region: 227-670 (147 amino acids)
Source: RefSeq, a predicted model, not a curated record
AAGAAACAUACUUUUCGGCUUUGUUGGAUUAUGAUACUACACAUGUAAUCGCUACUAAAGGCGAAGAAUCAAGCUGUGUUCUGUUCUCGUCUCGAAUAAUGACUCGCAGAUUAAAGAAGAAGAGGAAAAUUUAAGGCAACCCGGGUGUUUGUGUUUCUUAGAAGCUGUUGGAAACUGCACCUCUGUGAAUUUGAUACUUUUUCAAGGCUAAUUCCUACUAUCAACCAUGUCUUUUAAUUUUGGAGGUGGGUCUGGUGGUUUUGGGGCAACUCCAAUAACAACAACUUCAGCUGGCAGUAUUGGAUUCAACUUUACAUCUACCUCCACUGCAGCUGGGAGUGGUUUCACUUUUGCUCCCCCUUCAACUGCACAGUCAUUGACUACGGGAUCUGGCUUUUCUUUCCCCAAACCUGCUGCAACUUCCAUGAGUUUUAGUUUUCCUACUGCAAAUACUGCUACCACUCAGAGCGCUACUACCACACCAGCCAGUAGCUCAACUUUUAAUCUAGCUUCAUCCACUGCUGUAGGGACAGGAACAGGUUUUACAUUAUCUACAUCAACUAGUGCAACCCCAACACUUUUUUCAUUGCCACCCAAGCCUGCAGUUGGUGUAGCUGCAAUAACCACCGUUUCUCAAGGUAAGAUAUGGUCAACAAGAAUAAUUAGUUGAUGUUACCUUCUCUUU